Cheilinus undulatus (humphead wrasse) is the source of this 2592-nucleotide messenger RNA. RefSeq names its product SPARC (osteonectin), cwcv and kazal like domains proteoglycan 1 (gene spock1). Gene Ontology annotation, molecular function: protein binding; calcium ion binding. The transcript has 13 exons. Lineage: Eukaryota; Metazoa; Chordata; Actinopteri; Labriformes; Labridae. The record is from RefSeq and is a predicted model, not a curated record. The coding region runs from base 130 to 1506 and encodes 458 amino acids.
UCGUGCUCGCAGCUUCCCUUCUUUCAACCGUCAAUCCUGCUAACAGUCGGGUACCACCGGAGUACCCGGGGUUGUGGACUUAUUUUCCCCCGGGAAUCGGAAUUAGACACCAAGAAACUCUCCCAGAAGAUGUUCUUCUUUCUGCUGCCUGUCGUGGCCCUCCUGCUGAGCAGAGAAACGACGGUCUCCGGUAACAGUAACGACAAAUGGCUGAGCACCGUCUCCCAGUACAAGGACAGAUCCUGGAACCGAUUCAGAGAUGAAGCAGAGGAUGACUACUUCAAAAGCUGGGCUCCCGCCAAGUCUCUAGACCAAGAACAUGGAGCUGAUCCUGGUAGACAUGGAGACCCAGGAACCAAAGCUCACUCCAGCCAGGCUAAAAAGGCGGUACAAGACGGUUCAGAUGCCACCAAGGACCCCUGUCUGAAGGUGAGAUGCCCGCCUCACAAGGUGUGUGUUAGCCAUGACUACCAGACGGCAAUCUGCACCAAUCACAAACAGCCGACUCACAGUGUGAAACCCAGGAAAGGCAGUGCAGGACAUAAGCACAGAGUUGAAGCUGGUGCUCAUGGGAAAUGUAGGCUCUGCUCAUCACUUCAGUCAAGUCCUGUGUGUGGCUCUGAUGGGCACACUUACUCUUCCAAGUGUAAGUUGGAGUUUCAGAGCUGCCUGUCAGGGAAGCAGAUCUCCGUAAGAUGUGAUGGGCUUUGUCCUUGUUUGCCUGGCCAGGAGCUCAGCAAACCAUCACACAGGACUAGUAAGGCUGCAUGCACUGACACAGAGCUGCACAGCCUGGCUGCAAGACUCAAGGACUGGUUUGGCGUUCUCCACCUUGAUGCAAACAGGGACCUCAAAUCCCCUGACAGCCUCAACACCGCUGCUGGACAUUUCGACACAAGCAUCUUGCCCAUCUGUAAGGACUCGCUUGGUUGGAUGUUCAACAAGCUCGACAUGAAUUUUGACCUCCUGCUGGACCAAUCAGAGCUGAGUGCCAUUUACCUGGACAAGUAUGAGUUGUGCAUGAAGCCCCUCUUCAACUCCUGUGACUCUUUCAAGGAUGGCAAGCUGUCAAACAACGAGUGGUGUUACUGCUUCCAGAAGCCUGAAGGACUGCCGUGUCAAAGUGAGAAGAGCAGGAUCCAGAGUCCAGGUCGAAGGAAGGGCCUCAUAGGCUCUUAUAUUCCUCGUUGUACUGAAGAGGGCUACUUCAAACCAACCCAGUGUCACGGCAGCACUGGCCAGUGUUGGUGCGUGGACAAAUAUGGCAAUGAGAUCGCUGGCUCUAGGAAACAAGGCAACCCGAACUGCGACGAGGAACAGGAAACAUCGGGGGAUUUCGGCAGCGGUGGUGCUGUCAUUCUCCUUGACGACCAGGAGGAGGAGCCAUCGCAGAGCGGACGGAGCCGGCAGAAGAAGAGGCGGGGAAGAAUCCAUCCCCGAGGAGCCAUCGAGGACGACGAGGACGAAGAAGAUGACAAGGAUGACGAAAUGGGCUACGUUUGGUAGCUCUGCUCCAUUUCAAUCUGCCAUCAGCUGACCAGGAAACUCCCGUUAACUCAGCACAGAUCUGAAGCCAUUCCAGUCUCUCCUCCUCUUCAGCUGCAGUUCAUCCUUUGACUCCUGAACUCCUGUCCCUUAUCCAUAAAUCCUACUUCAGUGAGCCUCAUCUGACCUCUUAUUUUUCAAGUGUUUGGCUCUUUCUUCAGACAGAGAACAGAGGGACUAUUUGAUUUCAGCAACUGUUGAAGCCCUGUGAGAAUCUUAUCCAUUUCCUCCCUCAGUUUUUCCCUAAACCUGUGCUCUCUAAAUUCUCCAUCAUUCCCUCUAUCUCUCAUUCUCCCCCCCUCCUCCUUCUGUAUGUCCAAGUCAGAACCUCUUGUCUGUCUGUGAGCCCCGAUACAUUAGCUGGAUGUAAAUAUGUCCCCUCCAGGAACGCCUGCCUGUGGAUUACCUACUCUGUACUUCAAUCAGCGGUUCAUCCUCAUGUUCUGUGUUUUCCUCCGUCGGGCUCCUCCCAGUGUUCAAAAAUGCUCCCACACCAGGUUCCCAGGCUCUGAGAUGCUCUCCCCCACUCUCUCUCGCUCUGUUUCUCCAUGGAGGACUGUAAAUUACUUACCGUUGAUCUUGAAUGUCCCAGAAAGCCCAGGAAGCAAUGAGAUUAAUGAUGUAUUGUCGUUGUUGUUGCAUGUUUCUCAUCGUGUUUCUGUAAAAGAGAGAUUUACCUGGUAAAGUCUAGCUCUAUGCAUCUCAAACAGAAAGUGAUGCCUAUUUGGCUGCUACAAUACUUUGUUGCUAUGUUGAUGCUGUCUAGUGUCUUUUUUUGGUUUCUUCUCCCAACCUUAGGAGGUAGGAAAUUGCAUCACAGAGUGAUAGCAGUGUAGGAAAAGUGAACUGCAAUGCCUACAGUCCAGAUGUGCAGCAUCUCAGCUUUAGCUAAAGAAAAAGUAGGGCUGCUGAGGCUGUUUGACUGACUGUGCAAGGACACUUGAAGAAGAAGCUGCUCCUGAGCUGGGAGGACAUGUGAAGGUGAGCAGAGAGGAGGCUCCGUUCAGCUUCUCAACGUUGGAUAUGUUUAGUAAAAAGCUAAAAAUU